AAAAAAAACAGAAAUACAUAAUAAACGGGACGAAUUUGAAUGUUCAUAGUUUAGUUAUUACUGCAGCCAUGGUACAGUCUUGUUCGGCGUAUGGCUGUAAAAACAGAUACCAUAAGGACAAAAAUAUUUCUUUUCACAAGUAAGUUGAACUGCAGCCGGACGUUCCGCCGUGCGUUUUCGAAAGGAAGGCAAAGCAUACGACGUGGAGCCAUGGAGCCGCCAGCAUGUGUGCAGAGUGCGAAACCCUGGGCUGGGUGACGUGAGGUGACAGGGGCUUACAAGAGGCUGGGUGAGGUGACAUUAGAUUUACACGAAGGGACAUGAUGUGACACAAGGCGAAGUGAGGUGACAUGCACUGAAAUUAGGUCACAUUUGAAUUACAUUACAAAGUAUAUGACGUUACAUGCAGUGAAAUGCGAUAAGGUGAGAGAGUACGCCUCCAGCCUUCCCGGUCCGAGUUUGGCAUCUCUGCCCUAAACUGCAAUAGUGAUUUAGAACAGAAAGAGGCACAGCUGGAAUGAAUGAAAGAUUCCCACUUGCACGUCCAGAUAUAUGUGGAAAAUGGGUGGCGGCAAUGAGAAGGAACAACUUCAAGCCGACAAAGUACAGCAACAUCUGCUCACAGCAUUUUACAAAAGACUGCUUCAAACAGGAGUGUAACAACCGGGUUCUGAAAGAGAAUGCAGUUCCAUCACUCUUCUGCUUCGGCAGGACACAGAAAAAGGAAGAAGCUCUGGAUGGUCGAGACGUGCCACAGGUGUCGUUUCCCCUGGUGCUUCCCAUCCCAGAGGCUGAGCAGUCCCAGGCCCAGCUGCAGGUGGUGGUGAACCCAGCGCUGCUCCCGAACACGUCAAUCCCCUGCGACCACAACUACACUGUGGAGGACACCAUGCAGCAGAAGAAACGAGUGGAGCAGUUAGAGGAGCAGCUGGACAAGCUACGCAAGAAGCUGAAGACCGUCCAGCAGAAGUGUCGCCGCCAGGAGAGGCAGCUGGAGAAGAUGAAAGCCAUGAAGGAGUCACAGGAUGCCAGCAGGGAGCCCAUAAUGAGAGAGAGCUACGUUAUCCUGCCCAAGGAGCUCUAUGACGUCCUGAAAGGAACAGAGUCUGUGGGUGGCUUGUAGUGGCCUUGGCUGCUUGGGGAAACCCAGCAGAAAAUGUCAUGUAUUUCCAUUUUGGGUUCCUCUCAUUGCACUCAACAAAGUGUCAUCCAAUCCCAGGCUUACUGAUAAUCCAUCACUGGAAAUUUUAAGCAUCUAAAGAGACUAGGAUGAUUCAGUUUUGGUGUAUUGGUAGUGGACUGCAUUCAGAAAAUUCUGAGGUCCCUUAUAGACCAAAGCAAAGUGUGCACAGGUGGCGUGGAUAGUGUCGCAUGUGAAUUUGAACCCUGUUCAUGGUAGGCAGGAGUGUACAGGUCCACAGCGCUCAAACCAAGCCCUCAACUGAACUGCUUAAAGGAUGGUCUCCCCUCGCUCUCAGUACAAAGGCUGUUAGAGGUUUAAAGAUAAAAGGCUGCUCUCAUUUAACCAGAGUUCAUAACCACUGGUCUAUGCAAAUCCUGGGUCGAACUAAUUAACUCUUAACCAAGAGUAGGAAAUUAUGGGGUUUGGGGUAAAUUAUCUAAUUUAAGAAAGCAUGCAAAAUGAUUGAAGUUGGAAUAGCAGUAUUAUAAAAUGUGUCUGUAAGAAUUUGUUUACAGUAAUAUUGCACAAAGGAUGUGAAUUGCAGCAGUAGUGAGAUAUUCUACAGUACUAAGAACAGCAGAGUUUAAUAACAUUUUGUAAAAUGCUGUGUACUACUGUGUAAAUUCUGCUCGUUGAGUUGAGACAACUGUUUUGAUCUCCUGAAGCACCGAUGGUAGCACCAAUAAACAGAAUGGCGGUGAG
This is a messenger RNA of Paramormyrops kingsleyae, 1885 nucleotides long. RefSeq names its product THAP domain containing, apoptosis associated protein 1 (gene thap1). Gene Ontology annotation, molecular function: RNA polymerase II cis-regulatory region sequence-specific DNA binding; DNA-binding transcription factor activity. The record is from RefSeq and is a predicted model, not a curated record. Gene Ontology annotation, biological process: regulation of transcription by RNA polymerase II. NCBI's taxonomy places the organism in Eukaryota, Metazoa, Chordata, Actinopteri, Osteoglossiformes, Mormyridae. Gene Ontology annotation, cellular component: nucleus.